GUGAAAACACUACUAGGGUGUAAUUCGGGUAGCCUAUAAAUAUAGGCCAGAGCCCCUCUCUGUUUUUCUUUAACUUUACUAAAUGCCAAGAAAAACGAUAGUCAGUGAGAAGAAAUGGUUAAGAAAGUUGUGGUACUGGUUGCCUUCUUUUUACAUCUUUGUUCCAAGCUAUUUGUUAGAGGUGGCGCUGCAGGCUCUCCGGUGAAGUUUCUGCCUGGGUUCGACGGCCCGCUGCCCUUCGAGCUUGAAACCGGGUAUUUGGGCGUAGGAGAUUAUGAAGACGUGCAACUCUUCUACUACUUCAUCAAAUCUGAGUCUAAUCCCAAGACUGAUCCCCUCUUACUUUGGCUUACUGGAGGACCUGGUUGCUCUGCCCUCUCUGGCCUUCUAUUUGAGAUCGGACCUCUUACGAUGGCCCAUACCAAUUAUGAUGGAAACUUGCCAACAUUGCAAUUACAACCUAACUCAUGGACAAAGGUGGCAAAUAUUAUUUUCUUGGACUUGCCGGUGGGCACAGGAUUCUCUUAUGCAAAAACGAUAGCAGCUCAUCAAUCAAAUACAACUCAAGCUUGCAAACAAGCUUAUGAAUUUCUUCAUAAGCGGGCGCAUUUGUUCCUAUCAUUACUCAAAUCAUAUUGGAUGGGAAUGACAAGGGAAUCAACUCCAAAAUCAAUAUCAAGGUUUGCAGCAUUGCGCAACAAAAAUACAUACACACUCUAGCUUUUUCUCAUGCACACACAUAUUCACAUAUAGUCAUAUAGAUGCAUCAAUAAGAACGAUGAUUAACGUGAUUGUCUGAACGACAGUUCAAGUCAAUCCCGACUUAUCAGAAUAUUACUCUAUAUAUAUAUAUUGGAGAACGUUAUAAUGAUAAUCACUUUUAAAAUGGAAACUCAUUUAUAAAUGAAAAUAUUUAAUCUCCACUUUUUAUAUUUUGAGUCAGAGGUUUGGAAUGAAUAAAGUUAUACAAACUAAAACCUAGGAAAAGGUAUAGAAGUAAAAACAUGUAUUGGAUUAUCGAAAAACCACAGGGAUAUGUACUUGGGAAUCCAUAUGUGGUUCCGGAUUAUGACAACUACAAAAUCCCUUUUGCGCAUGGAAUGGGACUCAUUUCGGAUGAACUUUUCGAGGUAAAAUUUUAUAUGCAAAAAGAAUUCAAGGAAUUAAACCCACUCUCGAAUCUAAAUGCCAGAACUAAUCUGUCUUAUUAACAUAGUCUUGGAAGAAGAAUUGUAAAGGGGAAUCAUAUGCCAAUAUAAAGCCAGAAAACAUCAAGUGUUAUAACGACGUUCAAGCUUUCAAACAGGUGACCGGGAAAAUUAAUGAAGCUCAUAUUUUAGAGCCCCUCUGUAGUGGACGUUCAUUGAGGUCCCAAAAGGGGUUUGCCCACAAAAGUAUUCUUCUUGAGAAGUCUAAUGACCUCAUCAGCACUGGUCCAUUUCUUUCAAUAAUGAAAUGCCGGGUGUGCCAAAUUUCAUUCAGAUGCUUAUGUCUUGUCGGAAAAUUGGGCGAAUGAUGAGAGCGUCCGAGAGGCACUCAAUGUAAAAAAGGGGUCUAUUGGAGAGUGGAAACGUUGCAGCAGUGAUUUAGAUUAUAUUGCAACAACGGUUGAUAUAACUCCAUAUCAUCUAAAUCUCAGCGCCAGAGGCUUCAGAUCACUCAUUUACAGUGGGGAUCACGACUUUCAUUUAACCUACAUUUCGACACAAGCAUGGAUACGCUCUCUAAACUAUUCCAUUAUUGAUGAGUGGCGGCCAUGGAUGGUUGAAGACCAAGUUGCAGGGUUUGCACGGACAUACUCAAACAAGAUGACAUUUGCAACAGUGAAAGGUGCAGGUCACACAGCUCCUGAGUACAAACCCAAAGAAUGUCAAACAAUGAUGCUAAGAUGGAUUUCUAAUAAACCACUAUGAUAAAUCUAUUAUUAUAUAAUCAAUGUAAGAAACACAUUUGAAAUGUUUCAAAUUCAGACACUUUCGUGCCAACCCUUUUUGGAAUGUAUAGUAAAAAGAGUUCUCUUUAAGUUCGAUAUAAAUAAAUCAUUCUGAUUUUUCUUGUUUCCAUUCUAAUGUAUAGUAUUACAAUUUGCAAUGGCUAAAUAAAAGAUAAGUCAUUUCUG
This is a messenger RNA of Cuscuta europaea, 2119 nucleotides long. The record is from the annotation of a GenBank genome assembly. NCBI's taxonomy places the organism in Eukaryota, Viridiplantae, Streptophyta, Magnoliopsida, Solanales, Convolvulaceae.